Molecule: messenger RNA, 939 nt
Organism: Rhizoctonia solani
Lineage: Eukaryota; Fungi; Basidiomycota; Agaricomycetes; Cantharellales; Ceratobasidiaceae
Product: rhomboid family protein
Exons: 5
Coding region: 1-939 (312 amino acids)
Cellular component (GO): membrane
Molecular function (GO): serine-type endopeptidase activity
Source: RefSeq, a predicted model, not a curated record
AUGGCUUCGAAUACUUUUAACAUCCUCCGCCGUUCUCUCGCAUUCAAUUCACACCCACUACGACUGUAUCCAAUAGCUCAGCCUAGAGUUCCAUGUUCUAUAGCCCCGCCUAUCAGGAUCGCCCAGUUAUUCACUAAGUCAUCAUUGCGCACAUCUGGCCCGACAAACCAUACAUCCAUAUUGGCGUUCGCACGCGGGUUAAGAAGCGCGUUUGAGAGAACUCCUAUCCGACGCGUUGUCCGCCCGCCUCGAUCUCCGUUUGGUGGAGGAGAUGGCAACGGUUUUCUCGGCCAGUUGAAGAGACGCAUUGACCGCAUGAAUCCCGAUCAUAUUUUCUAUGCUAUACUUGGUGUAAAUGGAUUGGUAUUCCUAAUGUGGGGAUGGGCACAGGAAAAUUUACAAAAGUUCCGUGAUCCCGAACCUCUUCGGUUUAUGUUCAAGCAUUUCACUACUUCCUGGAAUAAUGUCCUUGAAGGCAGAAUUUGGACGCUUUUGACAGCCUGUUUCUCUCACGAAAUGACUGGGCAUUUGUUGGUCAACGGAAUGUCAUUCUGGUUCAUGGCGCCACCGGUUAUGCAGAUUCUAGGCAAUUCUGCUUUCCUUGCGUUAUACCUUGGGGGUGGAAUAGCCUCCAGCGCAUUUUCGUUGGUAUGGAAUGCAGUUGUCCAACAUAGAGGAGGAAAUGCGCAUGGCGCAUCUGGCGCUAUUUAUAGCGUCAUAUCACUCUUUGCUUGCUUAUUCCCAAGUACAACAUUCCUUCUCUUCUUUAUCGUACCAGUCCCAGCAUGGUUAUGUGUUAGUGGUAUAUUUGCUUGGGAUCUUUACGGAUCCUUCCGCCGUCGAGGAGGAAUGACCGAUAGUGCAGGACAUGUUGGAGGAGUACUAGCGGGGGUCGCUUACUUCCUGAGGAUGCGCGGGAAACUAGGUUUGAGGAGAUAA